This is a messenger RNA of Haliotis rubra (blacklip abalone), 819 nucleotides long. RefSeq lists its product as uncharacterized. The record is from RefSeq and is a predicted model, not a curated record. The coding region runs from base 1 to 819 and encodes 272 amino acids. NCBI's taxonomy places the organism in Eukaryota, Metazoa, Mollusca, Gastropoda, Lepetellida, Haliotidae. The transcript has 3 exons.
AUGGCGAAACAAGGCCUGACGGUAAAACAGAUGGUGAGGCAGACAGUGAGACAGAUGAUGAGAGAGAUGGUAACACAGAUGGUGAGGCAGACAGUGAGACAGAUGGUGAGGCAGACAGUGAGACAGACCGUGAGGCAGAUGGUGAGGCAGACAGUGAGACAGAUGGUGAGGCAGACAGUGAGACAGAUGAUGAGAGAGAUGGUAACACAGAUGGUGAGGCAGACAGUGAGGCAGAUGGUGAGGCAGACAGUGAGACAGAUGGUGAGGCAGACAGUGAGACAUGAUGAGAGAGAUGGUAACACAGAUGGUGAGGCAGACAGUGAGACAGAUGGUGAGGCAGACCGUGAGGCAGAUGGUGAGGCAGACAGUGAGACAGAUGGUGAGGCAGACAGUGAGACAGAUGAUGAGAGAGAUGGUAACACAGAUGGUGAGGCAGACAGUGAGACAGAUGGUGAGGCAGACAGUGAGACAGAUGGUGAGACAGACCGUGAGGCAGAUGCUGCCCUUCCACUACUUCCACGGGACAUGGUGCAGGACAUUUGGAUCGCUGCCAUGGACGAAGGCCCGGAGACAGAGAAGCUGAAAAACCGUAUUGCCAAAGCCCACCCAAACAUCUACCUCUUCAUCUGCAACAUCAAGAAAAUCGAAGCCGUAGACAAAGCUAAACGUGCUCAGCUCGACUGUGGUGCCCUCCCCAAGUCACGCAAGCGUGGUUACACAGAGUACGAUGCGAGACUUCUGAGACUGAAGAAGCACCUCCAGAGCGGCAGAAAAACGCCUCUUCAGUACCUUGAUGCUGCUGGACAUCUCAUCAAGUGA